AAAGGUGAAAUAAAGGGAGAAAUGCACAUUUGGGAGCAAGCCAAGUCUUCGAGAGCCUUCACGAACGUGAAUGUGUGCUCCCAAGUAAGAAAUUUCCCGAAACCCUAAUUUUGCUCCUCUCCUCGAAUCCUUUUCCGUCGAUAAUACAAUCUGAAUCUUCGCAUUCGCCCAUUGCUCAACUCUCCAAUUUCCGAUCAGGUUCUCCUCUGUCGCAGAUUUGAAUUUCUUCUCACCGACAGAAAUUUCUGGAGUGGUGCCUUUUAUUUCUUGGAUAUUGUUCUGUUUUGAUUUUAUCGUUCUGUUCUCGAUCUGGUUGCCUUUCAGUCUCUUAAUUUCGUGAUUGGGCUUCGAUGAAGAAAUUGGGAAAUUGCGAGAAUUCUUUUAUGAUCUGAUAUACUUCAAGAAGUUACUUAAUGGCUGGGGAGUUUUGAAGGGCAAUUUUCAGAUGGGGAAGCCUUUAUUUUACGAGAUUCUUGAAAAACCAGCCACAAGUGGGAUUAUAGGGAUUUGCUGUGCUAUAUGGUUUUACAUUCAGAAGAAAAACAUUGGAUAUUCACAUGUGGGGCUGAGUUAUGAAACUGCCAUGGAAGGACACCAUUGGAGGAUAAUAACUUCUGCCUUUUCUCAUAUAAGUGUUAUUCAUUUGGUUUUCAACAUGAGUGCUCUUUGGAGUCUUGGGGUCUUGGAACAGCUUGGGCAUAUGGGCUUAGGUGUUGCAUAUUAUCUCCACUACACUCUUGUUCUGGUCAUACUCUCUGGUAUCCUAGUGUUAGGAAUGUACCAUCUCUUAAUUCAGAAGUUUAAGCUCGAAUACUUUCGGCGAGUUACCGCUGUUGGAUAUUCUUGUGUUGUUUUCGGGUGGAUGACUAUACUUUCUAUGAAGCAACCAUCUUCGAAGUUGGAACUCUUUGGCUUUCUUUCGUUACCCAUCAGCUUUGCACCAUUUGAAUCACUGAUCUUUACUUCCAUUAUUGUCCCACAAGCAAGUUUUCUUGGACAUCUAUCUGGAAUAAUUGUUGGAUAUGCUAUAGCUUGGGGUUUGAUCCAUGGAAUGAAUAACUUCUGGGCACUUUCCAUGCUAGGAUGGGUUGUUCUUGUCUUUAUAUUUAGCUUGAAGAAAUCUAACACCUACGACUUCGACUUUCUGGAGAUUGAAUCUGUGACGGACCCUUCAUUGCCGUCUGUUCGAUUUCUUUCAGCUGGAAAUGGUAGGACCUUGCAGAUGAAUGCAUUGCCAACAGGAGAUGUCGAGAUUGUAUGAAUUAUUAGGAGUCAUUUGCGUACUUAAGAUGUUGAAGUUGACCGUCGAAUCCUGUUGUUUGUGCCAGGAUAAUAUAUUCGGUUUCGAGAUGCACUCUGUUUGAGAUCUGUUCAAAUUAGCAAGGUUUUAUCAUGCUUACUGGUGUGCAAUUCUUCCAUUCUUUGGGAUUGAAUUGACUGGGGAUUAUCGGUUGUAUGGAUUAACAACAAUGGUCCAGCCAAGAAGUUAUACAGAAAUUUAAUUUGUCAUUCACAUAUGUAUCAUAAUUUGCAAUGCUUGAGGCUGAAAUUUCAUCUUUGCUUAUUUAUUUCAUUUAUUUAUUUAUUCCCUUCUCUUGUA
This is a messenger RNA of Cucurbita maxima (winter squash), 1600 nucleotides long. RefSeq names its product RHOMBOID-like protein 13. Gene Ontology annotation, molecular function: serine-type endopeptidase activity. Gene Ontology annotation, cellular component: membrane. The transcript has 2 exons. The record is from RefSeq and is a predicted model, not a curated record. The coding region runs from base 446 to 1261 and encodes 271 amino acids. Lineage: Eukaryota; Viridiplantae; Streptophyta; Magnoliopsida; Cucurbitales; Cucurbitaceae.